AUGUCACAAAGUCACAACUAUUUUGUAGGUCAACGAGUAUCGUUUCAAGGGCAAUUAUGCACGAUCCGAUAUAUUGGAGAGGUGAAGGGUACAGAGAAGGAAUGGCUAGGGGUUGAAUGGGACGACCCUUCGCGGGGUAAGAAUGAUGGGAAAGGGUACUUUGAAUGUUUGAGCAAAGCACCAAGUCCAGCAAGUUUUAUACGUCCUACCAGAAAAUCAGAUCCCGAGCAGAGCUUUGUGGAAGCGGUAUUUCAUAAAUAUGCCUCUGGAGAUGGCCUGGAUCCGAGCAAGCAAAUUGUGAUAUCUGGAAAAGUAGCAGAGGAGGUUGGGUUCGAUAAAGUUGCACGGCAGCAGGCUCAGGUGCAUGAAUUGAAAAUUGUCCUAGUUGAUGGACAACGCAUUAAUAGGGCUCAUACCAAUUCUCAGACCGAAGAGACCUCUGCUACAUCAGGGUCAGAUAGAUCAGUGGUAGAUCUUACUGUUGGUGAAGCAUUUCCAAGUAUAGUUGAGUUGGACUUGAGUAGGAAUUUGUUCGGAUCUCUGCAUGAGAUAGAAAUCAUUUGUGGGCAGUUGAAGAAUCUGAGAAUCUUAAGAUUAAACGGAAACAGAUUAAAGCUUGACACAAGCAAAAUCUUAGAUGCAGUUAUGAUGGGAUCUACUGAAGAAGUCUUCAGUAUGAUUAAGUCUUUAGAAUUAGAUGAAACCCUCAUUGAUUGGAAUGAACUUUGCAUACUCAUGCAAAGGUUCACCUCUACGGUAUCUUUGACGGCAUCAUCAAAUGGCUUUCAAAAAUUGGCCUCACCUCUCACGAAUUGUUCUCUUGCCUCUUUGACUCUUGAGUAUAAUGACUUCACGUCAUUGACAGAUCUGGAGGUAUUGACUCAACUCACAUCCCUCGAAUCGUUACUUCUUAAAGGAAACAAAAUAUCUACAACAGGAACGAUGUCAGGGUCAGGUUCUGUUAAAACAUUCACGCCAUUAAUUUUCAAUGAGAAGUUGUCAUACAUCGACUUAUCUUACAACAAAAUCGACAAAUGGGGUUUUGUGGAUGAACUCGUCCAUAUUUUUCCUGGCAUGACAUCUUUGCGAAUAUCUAAGAACCAAAUCUAUCAAGAAAAGAGCGACGCUUCCACAAUGGGUAGUCUUAAUGAGGAAUUUAUGUUAACAUUAGCACGUCUUGGGAGCCUUCAAAAAUUGAACUUUAGCAGCAUUACCAUUCAAGAUCGAAAUAACGCAGAAUUAUUCUAUCUUUCCGAAAUUGGCAAGGAACUUGGAGCUGUGGAAUCAGAUCAAGAAUCUAUAGUGAUUUCCAGACACAAACGAUACAAAGAGCUGUGUGAUCUUCAUGGUCCUCCGGUAGUAAUGAGGAAAGAGAAAGCAGAGAUAAAUCCAGCUUUUCUGGAAGCACGUUUGAUUAAAUUCACAUUCUACGUUCCAGCAAAUCUAGAAAUUGAUCAAAAGGAAACCACAAUAGUGAAGGAAAUUCCUAAGGCGUUUAGUAUUUACCGUGUCAAGGGAAUUGUGGGAAGAAUCCUAGAUUGGAGACCCUUGAGCUUGAAACUUAUUUGGGAAACGGGAGAAUGGGAUCCAGUAGCGGGAUAUGAGGAUAUUGAUGAGUAUGAUGAGGAUAACGGCGUAGACAGGGAUGCAGAUGUUUUUACACCUGUGAACUUAUCCGAUGAGAUUGGAAAACAAUCAAGAGGAAAUGAAUCUAGCAUGGAAAUUGACAAAGUUGCGGUACAAACUCAUGAACGAUCGGGAGAUUCCACAACAGGUAAAUUUAUGAAGAGAGAAGUAGAGUUGGAGGAUUCAACGAAAGAUGUGGGGCUUUGUGUGGAUGGGAUGGAGGCGAGGGUUAGAGUGCACAAAGCACAAUAUUAA
Messenger RNA from Sclerotinia sclerotiorum 1980 UF-70, 1881 nucleotides. RefSeq lists its product as hypothetical. The transcript has 4 exons. The record is from RefSeq and is a predicted model, not a curated record. Bases 1 to 1881 code for a protein of 626 amino acids. Gene Ontology annotation, molecular function: alpha-tubulin binding. NCBI's taxonomy places the organism in Eukaryota, Fungi, Ascomycota, Leotiomycetes, Helotiales, Sclerotiniaceae. Gene Ontology annotation, biological process: protein folding.